AUGGCGCAGCCGCUGGCAGGCUACUGGACGCUUCCUAUUAUUGCGUCUUACCUCACUGAGAUAAACCCUGCUAAUGAUCCUUAUCAGGAACGGAUCGAUCAAUUGUGGUUGAAUAUCCUCACCCACUACUUCCCGCUGCGUGAUGAUCUUGGUACCGAGAGAGAAGCGCAUGUUGAACCCGGAAGGAUGUUUGCAGUCAACGUUGCUGUCACCAACAUUCGCCAGAACCAUAUGCACAAAGUGAUCGUGGUCGAGGCUAAGGCAUUCCCGCAUAACACGGACAAUGGCUGGUUCAACAGGUAUCCGUGGACCGAAGUUGAGGGGGAACUCAAGUUUUAUAUGGAGAAAAUCCGUCAGAACUUCGGGAAUGUGCAGACUAUGUACGGAAUUGCUGCUGUUGGAGAUAUGGUUCGUUUCUACAGGAUGAACUCGCAAAACAACCCUGGUCACGCCCUUACGCCGUUUACAUCUGCAGGACAACUGCUGAACGUUCACACUGAUGCAGUUACAAUCCAUGCCAUCCUGACUACGAUGUCGGCGCAGAUUCGGGCGGGCAUAAAUACAUAUUAA
This is a messenger RNA of Aspergillus viridinutans, 570 nucleotides long. RefSeq lists its product as uncharacterized. The record is from RefSeq and is a predicted model, not a curated record. Bases 1 to 570 code for a protein of 189 amino acids. The transcript has a single exon. Lineage: Eukaryota; Fungi; Ascomycota; Eurotiomycetes; Eurotiales; Aspergillaceae.